AUGAAUACAAAUAACAACAAUACAGGUGAAUUUAGUGAAGAAAAAACUUUUAUUUUUGAAUAUGACCAUAAUAACUUUCUUGAAAUAUAUCAAAUAGCAGAAAAUAAUUAUAUCGAUUAUGAGGUGAAUGAAGAAUAUGAUAUAGAAAUAGCACAUAUAAUAAAUAAAAUAAAAAAAAUAGCCUCUAUAGCUUCUAGUAAUAAAUUAGAAAAUGAAGAUUAUAUGAUACCACAAGAAACACAAGGGAAACUUAUAGCUUGUUAUAUUAUGAAUUAUAAAAAUGAAAGUUUUCAAAA
Diversispora eburnea is the source of this 296-nucleotide messenger RNA. NCBI's taxonomy places the organism in Eukaryota, Fungi, Glomeromycota, Glomeromycetes, Diversisporales, Diversisporaceae. The record is from the annotation of a GenBank genome assembly.